AAGUAUUUUUCCAAAACUUCCAUAUAUACGCUAUCUAUGUUUUCUAGUCUUCCAUAUAAUAUUUUCUCUUUCCAAGAGGCAACCUUACCUCGUAUUAUUGUAAAAGAAAAAGUCUCAAUUAUUGAAACCCUUCCCAUCCCAACCAAGUCUUCCUACCCAUAUAUAUACUAAUAAUAAUACUACACAAACCAAAUAUCUAUCUACUAUACACGAGCUUUGCUUUAUUUGAGCCUAUUUUAUCAUGGACCUACACAGAACUUCCAGUGCAGUUCAUGAUCAUAAUGAUCAUGAUCAUCAUCUGAAAGAGAAGGAGAGGAUGAGAAAGAGUAGUAAAAGGAAAAGUUCAGAGAUUAGUGUGAAGGUUGUGCACAUAUCUAGCCCUGUAAAGGUGAAGACAAGUGCCUCCAAGUUCAGAGCUCUUGUUCAAGAACUCACGGGUCGGGACUCCGAUGUGUCACGGUUUGUGGAGGAAGGAAGAAGAUCAGAAGAAGGAAGAUUAAUGAAGUCACCCAAUGAUCAGCUUUUGGCUCCGACUUAUCAAAGCAACGACUCACCCACAACCACAAGCUUCGCCUCCGACUCUGACUCUUUCUUUUAUGAUGAUUUAUUAAUCACCACCUCUCAUGCUAAUGCUCAUGUUGAAGAGAGCUUAAUGGGAUUGGGGAUAGGGAACUUCCCAUAAUCAAGUUUGUCAUUUGAAGCUUCUGAUUUUGAUGUGCUUGCACUUGGGACCAAUGCUUAACUUGUACUCCUGUAAAUUUUGUAUGUUUCCACUUCCCAAUUAUUGGGAGAUGUUAUAUAUAUUAGUCAUAUUAUUAGUAUCAAUUUUUUUAUAUCUUGUUCAA
This is a messenger RNA of Camellia sinensis, 845 nucleotides long. Lineage: Eukaryota; Viridiplantae; Streptophyta; Magnoliopsida; Ericales; Theaceae. The record is from RefSeq and is a predicted model, not a curated record.